AUGACUCUCCAGAUGAGGUUGUCUUUGCUCAUGAUGUUGGUAAUGUUCUGGCUUAUGACAACUGAAUCUUCAAGCCAAGAUGUGAAACCUGGGUGCCAAGAAAAAUGCGGGAAUGUUAGUGUUCCUUAUCCCUUUGGGAUUGGGAAACCUGACUGUGCCAUGGAUGAGCAUUUCUUUCUGAAUUGCAGUUCAAAUGAUGGUGGUGCUGAACUGUGGUUUAGAAGCAACAUGACUGCCCGUAAAAUAUCGGUGCUGGAGGGCACAGUGACUGUAAGCAUUGGUACGGCAUAUGACUGUUAUGACAAAUCGGGGAAUGAAACUCGCUAUUUCGAUCAGUCUAUGAAACUUGGACCAGGCCCUUUUACGUUCUCAGACACCCUAAACAUAUUCACAGCUAUCGGCUGUGAUACGACUGCCGAGGUGAUCAACGAAGAGUUUACAUAUGGAGCUGCCUGCCUAUCCCUAUGCACAAAAUAUGUGAACAUGACAGAUGCGAAUGCUUGCUCAGGUUCUGGAUGCUGCCAAACCUCAAUUCCCAUGGGCCUCAAGUCACUUGAUAUUUCAUCUUAUAGUUUUUUCAACCACUCGAAUGUUUCGGAUUUCAAUCCCUGUGGAUUUGCAUUUUUAGCGGAUACGCGCUCCUUUCAUCUUUCAGAUUGGCCGCUCAGUCGUAUGGCAGAUGGAGAAGAUACAUCAGAUGUUGCGAUUGAAUGGGUAGUUAAGAAUGAGACAUGUGAACAGGCUAAAGCUAAUACAAGUGCAUAUGCUUGUGGCAUUAAUACAAACUGCACUUAUUCGGAGAAUGGUCAGGGAUAUCGUUGCGUAUGCAAUGAAGGGUUCGAAGGAAACCCCUAUCUUGAACAAGGAUGCCAAGAUAUUGAUGAGUGCAAAUAUCCAGAAAGAUACCCGUGUGAAGGUAAAUGCAAGAACACUAUUGGAAGUUACAAAUGUCACUGUCCAUUUGGCAAGUAUGCUAAUGGUGAAAACGGUUGUCAGAGAUUUGGUGGUAUCAUAAUUAUAUCAGCUGUUGGGGCAGCAGUUUUCCUACUGAUUAUUUGUUUCCUACUCUAUGUAAUCUGCACAAAAAGAAGAAGGGACAAGAACUUCAGAAAAAAUGGGGGAAUGGUUUUGAAGCAUCAGCGAGUAAGGAUUUUCAGAGAGGCAGAGCUGGAAAAGGCAACCAACAAUUAUGUUGAAGAUCAGAAACUUGGGGAAGGUGGUUUUGGUUACGUUUACAAGGGAGUUUUAGCAGAUAAUACCCUGGUUGCUGUCAAGAAGUUUAAAGGGGUAGAUAAGGAUCAGCUGAAUGAAGAAUUUCAGAAAGAAAUUGGCAUUGUUUCACAGGUCAACCACAGGAAUGUGGUCAAGCUCUUGGGCUUGUGUUUGGAAACCAAAGUGCCAUUGUUAGUUUAUGAGUUCAUUUCAAAUGGAACUCUUUACAAGCACAUCCAUGAUAAAAGGUCACAGAUAUUAGCUUCCUGGAGCAAUCGUCUGAGGAUAGCAUCAGAGAUUGCCCUUGCGCUUGAUUACUUGCAUUCUCUAGCAGACCCUCCAGUUAUUCAUGGAGAUAUCAAGUCAGUGAACAUACUUUUAGACAACAACUACACGGCAAAGGUUGCAGAUUUUGGAGCUUCAGUGAUGAUUUCUUCAGGCCAAAGCUUUAUAGCCACAAAAAUACAAGGGACUUUUGGCUACCUGGAUCCUGAGUAUCUUAUGACGGGUAAUUUAACCCCAAAGAGUGAUGUCUUCAGUUUUGGGGUUGUUCUCCUGGAGCUUCUCAUAGGACAAAAGCCAAACUCCAAUGCCAAGUCUGGAGAAACAAGGAACAUUAUUGAAUUCUUUAUCUCAGCACUGGAAAAUAAUAAUCUUUUCGGAAUUUUGGAUUUUCAGGCAGCUAAUGAAGGUGAAAUGGAUGAGAUAGAAGUUGUUGCUGAGAUUGCAAAAAGAUGUGUCAACAGCAUGGGCAUAAACCGCCCGACCAUGAAGGAAAUAUCCGAUGAGCUUGCUAAGCAGAAGGCCCUUCAUGAAAGUUUUUGGGCUCAGCACAAAAAUGAUGACACCAAGCAUUUGCUAAGUGAAUCGCCACGCUCUUUCUCCAAAAGUGCAAGUCCUUCCUUAAGUCAUUGUCAGAGCACUCAUAGCGUUAUAUCGUUUCAGAUUGAGUACUGA
Messenger RNA from Populus nigra (black poplar), 2169 nucleotides. Its product is annotated as wall-associated receptor kinase 2-like. The transcript is spliced from 3 exons. The record is from RefSeq and is a predicted model, not a curated record. Bases 1 to 2169 code for a protein of 722 amino acids. Gene Ontology annotation, molecular function: polysaccharide binding; calcium ion binding; protein serine/threonine kinase activity. NCBI's taxonomy places the organism in Eukaryota, Viridiplantae, Streptophyta, Magnoliopsida, Malpighiales, Salicaceae. Gene Ontology annotation, biological process: cell surface receptor signaling pathway; protein phosphorylation. Gene Ontology annotation, cellular component: plasma membrane.